AUGACAAGUAAGCGUCCCCCACAGCGCAAGGGCAAAGCAGCAGUCCCUAAACCACCUCGAGGAUCUGGCCUCAACCCUUCUGGUUUUCCUCUCGCUAAUCAACUCUACCUUCCAGCUGAGCAGCCGCACAUGCCCGCAUUCAAUUUCGACCCAUACGCACCGAGGGAUGCAGGACCAGCCGUUGUGCCAAGGAUGAUCUGCUGGGAUCCCUUGGAGAAACCUCACAGAAACCUCGAAUCGUCGGUUUGGUCAAAGAAAUCAGCAGCUCAUCCGCCUGUUCAUAUCAUUACUCGGAUCGAUCCUUUUCUUAUUAAACCCAGUGCCCUCCAGGACUUCCCGCCCUCGUUUCAAUUCAAUUCAAUUCCGGACCGCGUUACCUCUCGCCUCUCCCAAUAUGUAACAUUUGUACAAAGUUUGCAACGCAAGGGCAAAGCAGCAGUCCCUAAACCACCUCGAGGAUCUGGCCUCAACCCUUCUGGUUUUCCUCUCGCUAAUCAACUCUACCUUCCAGCUGAGCAGCCGCACAUGCCCGCAUUCAAUUUCGACCCAUACGCACCGAGGGAUGCAGAUACCCAGGACCAGCCGUUAUUCAAUAACGCUGGUCCAUCAUACUCACCGUCGAAUAACCUUGGUUUUUACUCGGGGGCAGAUGCCCAGAACCAGCCGUUCGAUGGUCCAUCGUACUCGGGGGCAUCCCAGCAGGGUCAGUCGUACGAUGGACCAUCUUACCUGGGGGGGGAUUCGGGGGAACCAGAUACGCAGAGUCAGGGUCCACCGUUCUACGACGACGACACGCAAGACCGGCACCCAGCGUUCGACGACGACGCCGGCCCACCUUAUGACUUCGGUUCGGACUUCGAUUUCGACACCAGUGGAUUUGAUGGUGGCACUGGUCCACCCGGCCCCAGUGGACACGGCCAAACCAAUCUUGACGACGUGAAUGCGGCACGGCCCACGCCGGCUUGGGUGGACCAAGCCCCGGACCAAGGCAUUGGUCUGGUAGACCGAGGUGGUGGUCUCGUGCCGUCGAACUGGAAUACAGCGCUGAUCCGGCGAGGAGAAAUCCCUCGCUCAGAGAUUGUUCACACUGGGGGCCCAGCACGAACAACGAAAAAACGAGCAUCUCGACGCUCGAUGCCCGGAACGCCAUAUAUCAUACCACAACCCCUCUCCGUCACUCAACGAAACGAAACGCGUACAGAACCUCCGCAGGUGAUACCCGCACCUCCCCCAACGACAUCUCACGUGUCUCCGAAAAUCAUCACUCUGUCGCAAGAUUCCAUCGCAGACGCUGUAAAUAAAGGGAAACAGUUGAUUAUACGGGAAAUGUUCUCAAGGAAUGCGUUGGGCCUGACCAGAAGGCAGCGCCAAAGUCUCGUGGAGCGGGCCAUCAACGAGUCCAUUCCCGCUUGUCACGAACCCAACGUGGCAUUCACAAACUUCAUAACGAAAUUACACCUUCGAAAGGUAGCGAACGCCUUCUCCUCGACGCGCGGGAAGAUGAUUUUGUUCGCGCGAGACGGCGUUUUCGUUGCGUUCGAACUCUUCCCCCCCAUACAAAAUCCUCAAGUAGCAGAUACUUUUCGUGUCGCGAGAAAUGGCCUUGUCACCGUCCACGCGAAGUUCGAAAAUCCGUUCGUCAUGGCGCUUACCAUUCGUUUCAUCUGGUCCGGGGGCCGCCAACUAUUUCUCGGCGAUGCGCCGCUCAAAGCGUUGAAGCAUGUCGUGGCGCUGAGCGGCGCUGCUACCCAUUGCGCCUUGGAGGAGCAGGGGCGGGUGAAGAUCGACGUCAUAUCCUUUGGCGAGACAUCACACGGACCCAAAUUCAAGGAGAUACUUGCCGCGUUUAAGAGCCUCAGCCCCGAGGAGAAAGCUUCCCUAAAGAUCUUUUUGCAAUACAUACUGGAUGUUGGACCUUCGCAAGCUCGAGAGGGCGAGGACUCACUAGCAUCCUCGCCUGAGUCGAGUGAUUGGUUGAUGGUCUCAGGGUUCAACAUAACCAAAACGAGCGUGGUGAAUAGCGCCAGGGUGCAACAUAACCUAAAACGAGCGUUUACGAACGCCGGCCUGAACUAACCCAAUCAAAAACGCUCACAAGCAUUUGUGAGCAGCUUUUGGAAAAAGGUGCGUUUUUAGAUGUAUGCACGAAUCAAGGGGGAACCCUGACAAAAGCGCCGUCCCAUGCUGCAACUUGAAACGGGUAUAUAUGAAAUUGGAUACGUGAUUAUAUAUACAUGAGUCAGUGUUCUGCAGAUUAGGACAGAGGCAAUCGCGUUAUCAUAGCUGGAUGUACCCACAGUACGUUGAAUCACAUCCGUCGGAUGCACUUAGUGUUCAUAGAAGGUAUCGCAAUGUAUGAUAUGGUCAAGUAGUCGC
Molecule: messenger RNA, 2376 nt
Organism: Suillus clintonianus
Lineage: Eukaryota; Fungi; Basidiomycota; Agaricomycetes; Boletales; Suillaceae
Exons: 11
Coding region: 1-2076 (691 amino acids)
Source: RefSeq, a predicted model, not a curated record